Messenger RNA from Physeter macrocephalus (sperm whale), 1383 nucleotides. Its product is annotated as arylamine N-acetyltransferase 1. Gene Ontology annotation, molecular function: arylamine N-acetyltransferase activity. The transcript has 3 exons. Lineage: Eukaryota; Metazoa; Chordata; Mammalia; Artiodactyla; Physeteridae. The record is from RefSeq and is a predicted model, not a curated record. Bases 377 to 1249 code for a protein of 290 amino acids.
UUGUGUAUUAUGUCCUUUUCUUCUGAUCCCAGUCUCAUAGUAUAUUUGCAUUCUGUUUUUUCAUCAUAUUCAUGCAUGUAUAGUUCUGUCUCCAUCUUUUAUUUGUUUUUUGAAUGAAAUGUGACUGGUGACAUGUCUGGCUGGAGUGGACCUUGGACUCUGCAAUCUUUCCAGUGGAGAUGAGGGAAGAUGACUAAAGACAAGAGAUAUUUUGAUGGCUGGUCUUCUGCAUACGGAAGGUUCUUCAUCCUUUCUGUGUGAACUAGGAAGAAGAACUAUCCUAAGUCUUCUGAAUUAAAACUGAGACUCAAUCUACAUUGAACUUCCUCAGAAAGGUAUGCUUUUCUGAGACAUCUCAGCUGGCUCCCUAGGAAUCAUGAACAUUGAAGCAUAUUUUGAAAGAAUUGGUUAUAAGCACUGUAGGAACAAAUUGGACUUGGAAACAUUAACUGACAUUCUUCAGCACCAGAUCCGAGCCAUUCCUUUUGAGAACCUUAACAUCCAUUGUGGAGAAGCCAUGGAAUUGGGCUUAGAGGCCACUUUUGAUCAAAUUGUGAGGAGGAAACGAGGUGGGUGGUGUCUCCAAGUCAAUCAUCUUCUGUACUGGGCUCUGACCACAAUAGGUUUUGAAACCACGAUAUUGGGAGGGUAUGUAUACAACACUUUAGCAAACAAAUAUAGCAAUGCCAUGAUUCACCUCCUGCUGAAGGUGACCAUUGAUGGCAGGAACUACAUAGCUGAUGCUGGAUUUGGACGCUCUUACCAGAUGUGGCAGCCUCUAGAGUUAAUUUCUGGGAAGGAGCAGCCCCAGGUGCCUUGCAUCUUCUGCUUGACAGAAGAGAGAGGAAUCUGGUACUUGGACCAAAUCAGAAGAGAGCAGUAUAUCCCAAACGAAGAAUUUCUUAAUUCUGAGCUCCUGGAAAAGAAUAAAUAUCGGAAAAUCUACUCUUUUACUCUUGAACCUCGAACAAUUGAAGACUUUGAGUCUGUGAAUAUAUACCUUCAGGAAUCUCCAGCAUCUGUCUUUACAAGCAAGUCAUUUUGUUCCUUGCAGACUCCAGAAGGUGUUCACUGUUUAGUGGGCUUCACCCUCACCUACAGGAGAUUCAAUUAUAAGGACAACACAGAUUUGGUAGAGUUUAACACACUGAAUGAAGAAGAAGUAAAAGAAAAUCUAAAAAAUAUAUUUAAUAUUUCCUUGGAGAAAAAUCUUGUCCCCAAACAUGGUGAUAAAUUUUUUACCAUAUAGAGUAAGCAGUAAAAAUGGUCUCAGUAUUACUUCUGGUGCUGUAACUUUUUAUUAUAAAAAAAUUUAGACGUCUAUAAAAGUAGAGAGAAUGAAAUAAUAAACCUCCAUUUGUUUAUCACUCAGUUAUCAGCUAU